Saprolegnia parasitica CBS 223.65 is the source of this 1638-nucleotide messenger RNA. RefSeq lists its product as hypothetical. The record is from RefSeq and is a predicted model, not a curated record. Lineage: Eukaryota; Oomycota; Saprolegniomycetes; Saprolegniales; Saprolegniaceae. Bases 52 to 1542 code for a protein of 496 amino acids. The transcript is spliced from 8 exons.
CUAGAGGUGGCGAAGCAGUCAGUCAGUCGCUGAGUGCACUUGGAGGACAUCAUGCUACAGCUCGACGCGGUCGUUUGGCACGCCAGCUUGUUCGAGUACCUCGGCUGCGCCGACUGGGUGCGCCUCGCGUCUGUGAGCAAGACGCUGCAGCGGGUCCUAGCCACGGUUCCUGUGUCGCACAUCGUGGCCCUGGGUGCUGGUAGGCGGCUGCCGGCCGUCGUCCAGGCGCGCUGGCCCUGCCUCCGCCUCGCCGUGCAUCUCGGACCAGAAGCGCAUGACGCCAUCACCGACACGGAUGCUUUUGCGUGCGUCCAUACGUUGCACAUCACAAGAUGCCACCGCCUCGCCGUCGUGGGGCCGCUGCCGCGCCUCCGACGCCUCCAUCUCGACCACUGCGCCGGCGUCGAGCAUCUCUGCGCAUUGGGCGACCUCGAGGUCCUCUCCGUGUCGAGCUGCCCCGAGCUGCACGCGCCGUCGCCGCUGCCACAAACAAAAACGCUGGUUGUCACGCAGUGUCCACAGUGGACCAACUUCAAGGCGUGGACGGCCCUUGAGGCGCUUACGGUCGAAGCCCACAACGCGCAUGCGGUGGUUGUCUUGGUCCCACGGCAGCUACGACGGCUGCGCCUCGUGCACUGUACGUUUGCGCCCGCCGACAUCACAGCCAUCCCCCACGUGGAGCUGGAGGCGUGCUUGCCGUCGACACUGCCCCGUGCGUCCGACCUCGUUGUAAAAACCACGGGACCAAACAACUCGCGUGUGGUGGAUGUCGCGCCGCUCGCUCACCUCUCGGCGGUCGAUCUCUCUGGCAGCUGGUGCCUCGACGACGUCCGACCGCUGGCUCGCGUCCACACGCUCAACCUCACCGACUGCACGGCGCUUACCAACGUCGAUGCGCUCUGUGCUGUCGACGAUCUCAACCUGACCAACUGCUACCGCAUCUCGAACGUGCGCGCCUUACAGAGUCAAAGGAUGUAUCUCGUGUCGGUCGCCUCGCACAUCUCCAUGCUGGAUCGCGUCCAGCACCUGGACGUGACAGGCCUCGGGCGGCUUACGUCGGUGGCUGGUCUUGCCGCGCUCAAGACGCUCGUCCUUGGUGGCCACCGACAACUCUGCCUCGACGCACCCCUCCGUCACUUGCGCUCGAUCUAUAUCACCGACUGCAUCCAGAUCACCUCCAUCGAUGCCCUUCGCGGUGUGCCCACUGUUCACAUCGAUGGCUGCCGGCAGCUCGUGGAUGUCUCGCCGCUUGCGCUCGCUAGCGACGUAUCGCUGCGCCACUGCCCGCUUCUCACCGAUGUCUCUUGCCUCCGCGCCGUGCACACGGUGGACCUGCGGCACUGCGCCCAAGUGACAGACAUUGCCGCCCUUGAAGACGUCAACUGCUUGCAUCUCGAGCGCAUCCCGUUCACCUCGGCGCGGGGUAUUCACCGCGUCAAGCGGCUGACCAUCGACGCGUGCUGGGGCUUUAGCAACUGCCAUCUGCUGCGCCCGAGCGUGGCGUUAUACGGUUGCGGCUGCAACAUCCAUUCCAAUCGCUAAAGGAACACGACCGUUCUCGUAGUCCAUUGAACCAUCGGUCCGACGUGUUAAGUGGCGUAAUUCCGGCGGCCAAAGAUCGUCGAGCCCACGCGCACG